Chara braunii is the source of this 1055-nucleotide messenger RNA. The record is from the annotation of a GenBank genome assembly. NCBI's taxonomy places the organism in Eukaryota, Viridiplantae, Streptophyta, Charophyceae, Charales, Characeae.
CCGGUGUCUUUUGACAUCCUCGACACCAAGUUCGACAUGAUUCUAGGCAUGUCUUGGUUGCGUAGCGCCGACCGCCCGGUGAACUUCCACAACCGCACCGUUCACAUUCAUGAUCGGAACGGUGAGCUGGUCCUGUGUACGGUCCUGCCCCCUCACACUUCGACUGGUUGCCACGUGGUCUCCACAGCGAGGAUUCGCGACACUAUUACUCGGAACGACAUCGACGAGAUAGGAAUAUGCUUUUUGCAUACGAUCCCUCCGAUGGACAGACCGACGACAUCGCCGUCGGACCCACGUAUUAUUCAACUCUUAGACAGUUAUGGAGACGUCUUUGCAGCUCCCGCCGGAACGGUCCCGGAUUGGCCCAUACGUCACGGAAUUACUCUUCAGGACUGUGCCGUCCCUCCACGCGGAUGUAUUUACAGGAUGAACGUAGAGGAACUCGAGGUGCUUCGCGCACAACUUGAUGACCUCUUGGACAAGGGCUGGAUUCGCCCGAGUUGUUCGCCCUAUGGUGCCCCGGUUCUCUUCGUUCGGAAGAAGAACAAGGACCUCCGGUUGUGCAUAGAUUAUCGAAAACUCAACGUACAAAUGGUGAAGAACGUCGGCCCUCUCCCUCUGAUUGAUAAUCUCCUUGAGAGGUUGGGCGGCGCCACGUACUUCUCAAAGUUGGAUUUGAAGUCGGGUUACCACCAUAUUGAAAUCCAGCCCCAGGAUCUGUACAAGACCGCCUUCAAAACGCGGUAUGGGCAUUUUGAGUGGAUCGUUAUGCCAUUUGGCCUCACCAAUGCCCCGACAACCUUCCAAGCAGCUAUGACGACCGAGUUUCGAGACCUACUCAACUGCACCGUACUCAUUUACCUCGAUGACAUCUUGGUUUAUCGUCGGACGUUCGACGAGCAUCUCGAACACCUUCGCAUUGUUCACAAAAGGCUUCGCACGGCCAAGUAUAAAGCAAAUCGCGACAAGUGCGAAUUCGCGUAGCAAGAGUUGGAGUACUUGGGCCACUAUGUUAAGCCGCAAGGCAUUCAUCCCUUAGCCGACAAGAUCCAAGC